Molecule: messenger RNA, 1137 nt
Organism: Racocetra fulgida
Lineage: Eukaryota; Fungi; Glomeromycota; Glomeromycetes; Diversisporales; Gigasporaceae
Source: the annotation of a GenBank genome assembly
AUGCUUUGGAUGCUUACAGUCGUGCGAUUCGAUUAAAUCCGUAUAUCAGUGAAGUGUGGUAUGAUCUUGGUACCCUAUAUGAAUCUUGUAACAAUCAGAUCAACGAUGCUCUUGAUGCCUAUCAACGAGCUGCUGAAUUGGAUCCAAGUAAUCCACAUAUAAAACAACGUUUACAAAUGUUGAGAAAUCAACAAGCUGGUGGUCAAACAUCUGCUCCAAUUCCUCAAGAUGUGAACCCUCAAGCUUAUCAAUCUCCUAAUGGUCCUCCUAACAUGCUUGGUGGUAAUACCCCAACAUUCGCUCAACCUACUCCUGGUCCUCCAGGUCCCCCUGGUAUGCCAGGAUACAAUAGACCAGUUGAUAAUCGUCCAAGUCAUACCACAGGUCCUCUUUUGUCAUCUAUACCUAAUCACGGUGAAGGUUCUCAUCGUGAUUUACCUCCUCCAAUGAAUAGAAGGAGUCCUGGUCCUACUACUACUUAUACCCCUCCUCCUCAUCUUAUGCGUGAUAGACCACUAACUCCACCUAAUCAACAGCAUACUCUUAAUCCAUUAAUUUCUCCAAAUGAACAACGUUCAUUGACUCCUCAUCAGUCUCAACCACAACAACCUCCUCCUUUACGUCAUAAUUCGGAUAAACGUGCGUCAUCUCCUUCUCCACAACUUCCUCAAAUUCAAAUGCCGGAUGAUCGACAUCCUAGACAUUCCCCUUCUCAGUUACCUGAACCUUAUCCACCAUUGAGACCUAAUUAUCCUCCUUCUCCACGGAUAAUAACAUCUGAACAUGGUAGUUCUCAAAUUUCUGGUUAUCCGCAUCAUGAUAUAACUCAUCAUCUACCUGUUGAUCGUCGAGAAUCUGAUAUUUAUGAUAAGGUUGUCAAGCCUGAUGAACGAUCUAGUAAUGGCGUUUCCUCUUAUCAUCCAUCUGAAUCGCUCGCUCCAAAACAUGAUUCUCUUCCUCCUAUUAAUUAUCAUGAUAACCGUGAUAAUUUGGAUCCACCAAUUAAGAGGUCUGAUGAGCCAUCUCUUCGUCCACCCGAUACAAGAACACCGCAUCGUCCCCCACAUUCGAUUGAACAUAGUGAGAAUAGAAUACAAGAUGAUGUACCAAUUGAUGAAAAACCUCCAUUUACUUAUC